UUGAUCUUUCGAACAGCCAUGGCGGACUCCGAAUUACCCCACCGACCCAAGCCUGAAGCGCCUGAAGGCGCAGCCGAUGCAGCACCAGCAGAAGGAGCCGCAGGCCCGAGCAAGAGUGCGCUGAAGAAGCUCGCAAAGGAGAAGGCCAAGGCUGAGAAGGCUGCUGCCCGCGCCGCUCAAGAAAAGGCCCAAGCCGCUGCUCAGGAAGCCGCCGAUACCGCCAAGGGCCUGUACGGCCCGCUGCCCGAGUCGGAGGAUGUUAUUCCCAGCGUGAAGUUCUCUGGGUUGACCGAAGAUACUCAUGAGACUGAGAUCACUGUGGUGGCCCGUGUUGACAAUGCUCGGGUGCAGAGCGCCAAAUUGGCUUUCCUGAUGCUGCGGCAACAAGGCCAGAAGGUGCAGGCCGUGAUUGCUGCGGCAGAGCCGAUUUCCAGACAGAUGGUGAAGUGGACCGGAGGAGUGAAUGUGAAUUCUAUUGUCCAAGUCACUGGUAUUGUCAAGAAGCCGGAAAUCCCCAUCUCUUCCGCCACCCUGAGCGAUAUCGAAAUCCACAUCCGCAAGAUCUACAUGAUCUCGGAGGCCGCCCAGAUGCUGCCGAUGCAGGUUAAGGAUGCCGAAAGACCCCCGCCAGAGACGACAGAGGAAGGUCAGGUCGAUGCCGACGGGACUCCUCUGGUCACUCUCAAGACUCGUCUCGACAACCGCGUGCUGGAUCUGCAGACAGAGACCAGCCAGGCCAUUACCUGGAUCUCCAGCGGUGUUACAGAGCUGUUUGCCGAAUACAUGAUCAAGCACGGAUCCAGGUGGAUCUUCACCCCUAAGCUGGUCGGCACCGCCACUGAGGGAGGCAGCGGCGUGUUCGAGAUCAAGUACUUCAAGAGAAAGGCUUUCCUGGCCCAGAGCCCUCAACUGUACAAGCAAAUGUGCAUUGCCGGUGAUAUGGAGAGUGUCUUCGAGAUCGCCCCUGUGUUCCGUGCCGAGGAUAGUAACACACACAGGCAUCUGACUGAGUUUUCUGGUCUCGAUUUCGAGAUGACUUUCCGCCACCAUUACCACGAGGUCCUGGAUUUUGCCGAGAACCUUCUCGUCUUCAUUCUCACCCAGCUUCAGGAGCGCUAUAAGGACCAGAUUGAAACCAUCCGGAAAUCCUACCCCAAGGCCGGAGAUUUCAAGCUCCCGAAGGACGGCAAAGCCCUGCGACUGAAAUAUAUGGAGGGUCUUGCUAUGUUGAAGGAGGCUGGCGUGGAUGUCUCCGAGCAGGAGCGUUAUGAAAAUGACUUCACCACCGCCAUGGAAAAGCAAUUGGGCAGGAUCAUUCGGGAAAAGUACGACACUGACUUCUAUGUUCUCGACAAGUUCCCCAUGGCCGUCCGGCCAUUCUACACCAAACCCUGCCCAGAUGACCCUACCUUCUCCAACUCCUACGACUUCUUCAUGCGUGGAGAGGAGAUUAUGUCCGGUGCUCAGCGUAUCAACGAUGCCAAGGAACUGGAGGCGUCCAUGAUCGCCAAGGGCGUUGACCCCAACCAGGAGGGCUUUGAGGACUACCUCAACGCCUUCCGUCAAGGGUGCUCCCCUCACGCUGGCGGUGGGCUGGGUCUUAACCGCAUUGUCAUGUUUUUCUUGGGCUUGCCCAAUGUCCGUCUGGCCACCUUGUUCCCUCGUGACCCCCAGCGUCUGCGUCCUUGAGCGUAUAAAUCGG
Messenger RNA from Penicilliopsis zonata CBS 506.65, 1702 nucleotides. RefSeq lists its product as hypothetical. Gene Ontology annotation, molecular function: aspartate-tRNA ligase activity; ATP binding; RNA binding. Gene Ontology annotation, cellular component: cytoplasm; aminoacyl-tRNA synthetase multienzyme complex; cytosol. The record is from RefSeq and is a predicted model, not a curated record. Bases 19 to 1689 code for a protein of 556 amino acids. NCBI's taxonomy places the organism in Eukaryota, Fungi, Ascomycota, Eurotiomycetes, Eurotiales, Aspergillaceae. The transcript is spliced from 2 exons. Gene Ontology annotation, biological process: aspartyl-tRNA aminoacylation.